This is a messenger RNA of Nicotiana attenuata, 2765 nucleotides long. RefSeq names its product putative disease resistance RPP13-like protein 1. The record is from RefSeq and is a predicted model, not a curated record. The coding region runs from base 120 to 1847 and encodes 575 amino acids. The transcript is spliced from 3 exons. Lineage: Eukaryota; Viridiplantae; Streptophyta; Magnoliopsida; Solanales; Solanaceae. Gene Ontology annotation, molecular function: protein binding.
ACACGAGUUUAAUUCAGGAUGAUGAUUCUUCAACAUUCCUGGGAGGGCACAAUUGCCAUACAUGCUUGGGAUGUAAUUGUUUGAAACCUCUUCCUCUUCUCCCGCAACACCUGCAUACAAUGAAGAUUUGCAGAAUAUUUCGUGGAGUAUACAUACUUGUCAAGAUAAUUAGGGCGAUGACAUGUAACGAGGGAUUGAGCAACAAUUUUGAAGCGACCAUCAUAUCCCAACAUUUGAAGUUGGAGGAGCUUCCGGAUCGCCUCAUUGAUUAUUAUUCUCUCUGGCCUUCUAAUAUUGAGUUUGACAAGGAUAAGGUGAUCCGAUUAUGGAUUGCACAAGGGUUCUUUGAUUUUGAGUAUGGGCGGGGAGUGGAGAUUGUGGCUAACAAGUAUUUCGAGGACAUGCUUAAGGUGAAUCGUAUAGUGCAAUCAAGAUUUGAUAUGGCCAACGGAAGAAUAAAAUACAAAGUUGGGUCCUCAUGUUCAAACUCAUGGGUACAAGAAGCACAAUUGAGUGGUAUUGCAGAAGUCCGAAAUUUAUUCUUACUCUCUGAGAGCUUUGGAAAAGACACUCUCAAAACUCUCCAAAAAUUCAACCAGUUGCGCACCCUUGUAUUGUCCUAUCGCCAUGAACAUUCCAUCAAGCGAGUACCUGAUCAUCUCUUUCUCAAGAUGCAACACUUGAGAACUUUGGACUUGCAUGCGACUAACAUAACUGAGUUGCCUAAUUCCAUUAGCUAUUUGUCAUCUUUGCGUUAUCUUGAUCUCUCCGACACACCUAUUAGACUCCUUCCUGAAUCUAUAGGUAGGCUUUGGUAUUUACAAAUACUAAAGUUGGAGCGAUGUUCUAAUUUUUCAAGAUUACCAUACUGUACUAGCAAGUUGGUUAAUUUGCGCCAUUUGGAUCUUAACAUUGUUGGCCGACUAAGGUCAAUGCCAGUUGGAAUGGGUAAUCUGACCCGCCUUCAGACACUUAAAGGGUUCAUUCUUGGCAAGGGGGAAGGCUAUGAUGUGAGAGAGUUGAGGCAGCUCACUGAUCUUUGUGGGUCAAUUCGGAUUUCAAGACUUGAGAAUAUUUCAAGUGUCGAAGAGGCUAGAGAAGUUGAGUUAAACAAGAAACAUCUCGAUAAGUUGGAGUUGCAUUGGGAACAUCAUCAAGAUGAUUUCCCUUUUUUAGUUGAUGAGAUAUUGGAAUAUCUUCAGCCUCAUUUGCGCCUCAAAGAGUUACAGAUAUCUUUCUAUAGUGGCUCUAGAUUUCCUACGUGGAUGAGUAAUUCGUAUUUGUCCAACAUUGUGAGUAUCACUCUCUUGGAGUGUAAAAGUUGUAUCUACUUGCCAUUCCUUGGAGGUUUACAGUCACUUAAGUCUCUUUUCCUUAUUCACAUGUAUGGGGUAAGAUCUAUUGAUAGUCGCUUUUGUAGAUAUGGGGGGAGUCGAGUAGGACCUGCAUUUCCAAAGCUUGAAAAAUUAAAAAUUGAUGGAAUGCCAAAACUUGAAAAAUGGACAGGCGUGAAGAAUGGGGAUUUUCCAUGUCUCCUUCAGUUAUCAGUGAUAUGCUGCGCUAAACUUGUUGCAAUCCCCAUGCUUCCACUUCUUAGCGCUCUCAAAAUUUUGUAUAUUUCUUAUUGUUAUGAGCUUCAGUCAUUUCCUAAGGGAAAACUUCCAUCAAAGCUGGAAUCUCUUGCUAUAGCAGAUUGUCCACUAUUAAAGAAACGUUGUCUUAAACUUCAAGGAUGGCAGAUUCUUAUAUCUUCAGGUUCUCGUGCAGACCAACCUGGGAAUUCAGCUGGUUUAGGUAUUUCAUCAUUUCGUUCAAAUUUUCUCUUUUGUAGACCUACACUUUCUUAAACUAGUGAGCUAUAUUUGAUGAAAUAAAACUAUAUAGAGGAUACUCUCUAGAUGUAAAUUUGGACUCAUGUUUUCAUCGAAAUUUCAAUAUACUAACGUCACAAUACUAGCUUGGAUUUUUACAUCAUUUUUUGCCUUUUUACAUGUUGGUAAAGUCAAAGGCGGAUCCAUGAUUUAAACUUUAUGGGUUCAGAUUCGCAAUGCUGCUAUAACUCAUCUAAUUUAAUGAGUUCAAUAUUUAUUAUUUAUACAAAUUUAAUGAUAUUUUGGGCAAAAAUACAGGGUAUGAGCGAAAGCUAUGGGUUCAAUUGAACCCAUAGCUUCAACACUGCAUACGCCUCUGGGUAAAGUCCUAUUUAUGUAGUCUCUAUCAAUGCGCUAGCAGAUCUUGAAGGCGUCCUUAUUAUCCUGAAUAUUAGUAGCCAGGCAGUUUCACUCUAGAAGAAGAGAAAACACCUAUUACGGGAAAUCAUACAGAAUAAGAAAACAUGUAUUAGUGUUGAUACUGCUCUUGAAUGUUGCACUGUUAAAUCUUUUAGAUGCAGUUUCAGGAGCUAAAAAAUCUACGAGUUGUUCACUGAAGUACAUACUAUAAGUUAGACCAGCAAAAAAGAUAUGAAAGACAUCUUACUUUUAGGAGACUAUUUGGCGAUUGCAUCAAAGCAUCUAAAAUACACCAAAAGAUAUUCAGGACAUCUCUAGCAACUUUACAAUGGAGAAGAAGAUGGUGGGCGUAUUCAGGUUCUUGCUGACACAUGAAACACGUGUUGCACAAAGGAAAACCUCUUUUACAAAGGUUAUCUUGUCUCAAGCAGGCCUCCAGUAUAGCUGUCCAACUAAAGCAUGUUAUAGUUUUCAUGUUCGGAUUUUUAGGCACACCCCUAAAUUGUUAUAUACAAAAGAUAUAUAAAUUUUAUA